Messenger RNA from Carassius carassius (crucian carp), 2922 nucleotides. RefSeq names its product potassium voltage-gated channel subfamily KQT member 4. Gene Ontology annotation, cellular component: membrane. NCBI's taxonomy places the organism in Eukaryota, Metazoa, Chordata, Actinopteri, Cypriniformes, Cyprinidae. The record is from RefSeq and is a predicted model, not a curated record. Gene Ontology annotation, biological process: potassium ion transport; transmembrane transport. The transcript has 14 exons. Gene Ontology annotation, molecular function: voltage-gated potassium channel activity. Bases 142 to 2187 code for a protein of 681 amino acids.
UGUGUUAAAAAUUUGAAAUAGAAAGAACAGUUCUGCGAAUCAGCUGUAAGACACUUAAACAAAUACAAAUAAUCAUUUAAGAUCAAUAUCGGUUAAUCUCCAUUGUAAAUGGUGCACUAGUUUGCUUGUGUCAACACUAAAAUGUUGGGUAGCCCUUCAAAUAACGGAGGCAUUAGGAUGCUGGCCCCCCCUGCACCCAAUGAUGACAGGCGGGUUGAGUUUGUGGCUCUCUCAGCUGUUCACACUGAAAGAAGCGAGCCGUCGACCCCAGAGCGUGGACACCCGUCUCACCGCACCGGCUUACUGGGCACACCGCUGCCGGUGCCACCGGGCCCGAGGGCGACCCCUUCUGCCUCCAGCAAACGCUACAGGAAGUUACAGAACUACCUGUACAACGUGCUGGAGAGACCCAGAGGAUGGGCGUUCAUCUAUCAUGCCUUCAUUUUUCUCCUAGUGUUCAGCUGUCUGGUGCUUUCUGUUUUCUCCACCAUCCCAGACCAUCAAACAUUUGCCAACGAGGCGCUCUUCAUCCUGGAGUUUGUGAUGAUCGUGGUUUUUGGGCUGGAGUACUUUGUGAGGAUCUGGGCAGCUGGAUGCUGCUGUCGAUACAGAGGAUGGCAGGGUCGGCUACGGUUCGCCAGAAAGCCCUUCUGCGUCAUAGACUUCAUUGUCUUUGUGGCGUCACUGGCAGUGAUAGCAGCGGGCACACAGGGAAACAUCUUCGCCACAUCUGCUCUGCGCAGCAUGCGGUUUCUGCAGAUCUUGCGCAUGGUGCGCAUGGACCGCCGGGGAGGAACCUGGAAGCUUCUGGGCUCUGUGGUGUACGCUCACAGCAAGGAGCUGAUCACAGCCUGGUACAUCGGCUUCCUGGUACUGAUCUUUGCCUCAUUCUUGGUCUAUUUGGCUGAGAAGGAAGAUAACCCAGAGUUUUCCACUUAUGCUGACUCCCUCUGGUGGGGAACAAUCACCCUCACUACAAUCGGCUACGGUGACAAGACGCCACACACCUGGCAAGGUCGGCUUUUAGCGGCUUGUUUUGCCCUGCUGGGGGUGUCCUUCUUUGCCCUGCCGGCUGGCAUACUGGGUUCAGGUUUUGCUCUGAAAGUGCAGGAGCAGCACCGGCAGAAACACUUUGAGAAGAGGAGGACUCCCGCUGCCAACCUCAUACAGGCUGCAUGGCGUCUCUACUCUACAGAUGCUCAGCACUCAUAUCUCACAGCCACCUGGUAUUUCUAUGACAGUAUGUUGCCGUCUUUAAGAGAACUGACAUUACUGUUCAGUCACCUCCAACGGCAGCGUAGCACCAAGAAGGUUCUUCACAACUCCUACCAAACCCUGCUGUCGGGGCUCCGGCCGUAUAGCUCCCCCUACCUGUCUGGGGACAGUGGGAAGAUGGGCUUCCGUGACCGCAUUAGGAUGAACAAUUCACGGUCCUCUCAGGCUAUCCGGAGCAAGGCUUCUCCUUUACCUCCAGGUAAUGUUCAGCAUUCCCCCAGCACGGAGAAUGUUCCUGAAGCCACCAGCCCUGGCAAGGUCCAGAAGAGUUGGAGCUUCAAUGAUCGGACUCGAUUCCGUACCUCUCUUCGCCUAAAACCACGCCCCGCUGCAGAUGUGGAGGGAGUAGGAGAGGAGCACACAGAGGACAAAUCUUACUGUGAUUUCGCCAUGGAGGAAGUGAUACCAGCAGUAAAGACCCUAAUUCGUGCUGUUAGGAUUUUUAAAUUCCUGGUGGCCAAGAGGAAGUUUAAAGAAACCCUGCGGCCAUAUGAUGUGAAAGAUGUGAUUGAGCAAUAUUCAGCUGGACACCUCGAUAUGCUGGGCAGAAUCAAAAGCCUGCAGACAAGGGUGGAUCAGAUCAUAGGCCGAGGUACCAUUCCAUCAGAUAAAAAAAUGAGGUCUGAAAAAGGGGAGAAAACUCCUCCUGAACUGGAACAGAUGGACGAAUUAAGCAUGAUGGGACGUGUGGUGAAAGUAGAGAAGCAAGUGCAGUCCAUCGAAAACAAGCUGGACCUGAUCCUAAACUUCUACUCCCAGUGCCUGAAAAAGGGCUCGUCCCACUUCACCCUGUCGUCCCUGCUGGAACCCGACUUUACCUCUGACUACCACAGUCCCACCGAUCAACGCGACCUGUUCCCCUCCGCAAACACCCUUAAUAUCUCCCACUCAGACAGUGGCAACAUGGAAUGACCCAAGAGACACACAGCAGUCCCGCUCUGACUGUUGCAUCAGGGCAACAACUAAACAACUGCUGUAUCCUUGCAUGAGUUCAUCCUAUGCACAGUGGAUGGUGGCUUCUGGCCAACCUUUCUAGACUUGCCUUGCAAACUAUGCCCUGAUAUUUAGCAAUGUCCAGUUUUUAUUUGUAACAGUUCUUUUUACUUUAUUUCAGCUGAUUCAGGAAAGUUUUAGAGAAAUAUUCUUACAUGGAUGAAGAUUUUAUUGAGGUUUUGCUGAACAUUUGGACUUCUUCCAGUAGAUGGCAGAGUUUUAUCUGAAGUGGUCUUUAACCAUCACUUUUUAUCAGUCUUCCAAAACAUAUGGGGAUGAAUCUCUGACUGCUACAAAACAUUUCAUUGAUGGUAUUUCUUUCUGGAAGUCUCUGUGCCAAUAUCGUUUCUUGGUUUUGUUGAGUUUUUGAUAACCAAUAGGCCAGCAGAGCAAUUCUAUUUUUCUCUCUGUCUUUUUUUCUAAGAAAUCAGGGCAUUUUACACUGAAUUUGAAUUUUGGAUUCUCCUUCUCUGCCUUGGCCUUACACUUUGGCCUGAUGCAAUAGACUCCUUGUGCCACUAGAAGUCGCUGAGCUUCUAAUGAAUGUACUGCAUCCAGUACUUUUCCUUUAUUUAUCACUAACAUGUCCUUUGAGAAAACGGCAUCACCGAUGCAGCAUGAUAGACUGAUGGACAGUAUUUCCACCAAAGCAUC